AUGACGUCUGAAUCCACAGAUGAUUUAGAAUAUCCGCCUCCCUCUCCGCAAAGCUCACGUCGUCGCCGUUCAGACAUGAUAUACGAUGUGGAAGAUUAUCUCAACGAGAUAGAAAGUCUCGAUGGAAAGCGUCGUGCCAUUCUAUCGGAAAUCGAUAACGCUGACUUCGGCUGGUUCCAUAUACGCACUUGCAUAGUAUCCGGGGUAGGAUUCUUCACCGACGCUUAUGACCUAUUCGUUAUCAACUUUGUAACAGCAAUGCUGGGCUAUGUUUAUUACCAAGAAAGCAAACACAUACCCACUCAUCUCGAACUAGGUUUAAAAAUGAGUGCAGCAAUUGGAACUUUCAUUGGACAGUUGUUUUUUGGUUGGUUGGCCGAUCAUUUAGGCAGAAAAAGAAUGUAUGGUCUAGAACUUAUGAUCAUGAUAGUCGCAACCGUAGGAUCGUGUCUCUCAGCGAAUGCAUUCGCUGCAAAUAUAUGUGGCAGCUUAAUAUUUUGGCGAAUAAUACUGGGUCUUGGAAUUGGUGGAGAUUAUCCUAUGUCUGCAGUCAUUACGGCUGAAUUUGCAACGAAAGCCCGUCGCGGCGCCAUGAUUGCUGCAGUUUUUGCAAUGCAAGGCUUUGGCAUUCUCACUGCAGGAGUAAUUUCUGUUGUCGUCCUUUCAAUCUACAAAGAGAAUAUCUAUAGUGAUAUACGCUAUAUCGAUUACUGCUGGAGAAUUAUUAUUGGGUUUGGUGCCGUACCCGCUGCAAUAGCUCUCUACUUCAGGUUGACGAUUCCGGAAACACCUCGAUUUACCAUAGAUAUUGAGAGAAACGUUAUCCAGGCUGCUGACGAUGUUGCAAAUAUUAUGAAAGGGAAAUAUAGGCAAAAGGAUGAUGAGGUACGGGAAUUGCCAUUCAAUCCGGAAGUACCAAAGCAUAGUUGGAAGGAUUUCAAAGCACAUUUUGGAAAAUGGGAAAACGCAAAGGUUCUACUUGGGACUAGCAUAUCGUGGUUUAUGCUUGAUGUCGCAUUCUAUGGCGUUGGGCUUAAUAAUUCGAUCAUAUUGGAUGCCAUUGGGUUUGCUGCUUCAAACGAUCCAUUUGUAUCAUUGUGGAAUAUCAGUGUUGGCAAUAUUAUUAUAACUAUGAUCGGAACAGUACCUGGGUAUUGGUUUACUGUGUUCUUUGUGGAUAGUUUGGGAAGAAAGUUUAUACAGUCUAUGGGAUUUGCAGUGUUGACGGUGUUAUUUGUUAUACUUGGAUUUGCAUAUAAAUCUAUUGUCAGCACUUCCACAGCAUUAUUCAUAACAUUAUUUGCACUUGCUCAGUUUUUCCAAAACUUUGGUCCCAAUAGUACAACGUUCAUUGUUCCUGGCGAAGCAUUUCCCACAAGAUACAGAUCAACAUGCCAUGGUAUUUCAGCAGCAUCAGGAAAACUUGGUGCCAUUAUUUCACAAGUUGGAUUUCUACAAAUGAAAGACAUUGGUGGAUACAAUGAGUUUGUCGAUAAAGUUCUUCUUAUUUUCUCCCUCUUUACGUUUUUGGGAUUUCUUGUCACAUUCUGGAUACCAGAAACUAGUAAAAUGUCUUUAGAGGAAUUAUCUAAUGAACAACAGGAGGGUUUUAUCAGGGGACCUAUUAGAUCUGAAAGAAAGAUAAGAUUCGAAGAUAAUGGCACAGGUGUUAUGGAAAUGGCUAGUAGCUCUACUGGUAGAACGUUUGACACGGAAGUAAAAGAAAAUAAUUGGGGAAUAGCAUACUAG
Paraglomus occultum is the source of this 1749-nucleotide messenger RNA. The record is from the annotation of a GenBank genome assembly. NCBI's taxonomy places the organism in Eukaryota, Fungi, Glomeromycota, Glomeromycetes, Paraglomerales, Paraglomeraceae.